Lotus japonicus is the source of this 520-nucleotide messenger RNA. Its product is annotated as signaling peptide TAXIMIN 2-like. The transcript is spliced from 2 exons. The record is from RefSeq and is a predicted model, not a curated record. NCBI's taxonomy places the organism in Eukaryota, Viridiplantae, Streptophyta, Magnoliopsida, Fabales, Fabaceae. The coding region runs from base 111 to 344 and encodes 77 amino acids.
ACGCUUACUCGCUUAUUAUAAAACCCUAAUUUUCACUCCUUGUUCUUCUUCUUCACAUUCCCAAAAUCAAAACCUGAUUACAGAGUAAAAGAUUCAGAUAGAGAGAAAAUAUGGCAGAUGAUGAUUGUCAAUGCAGGCCUCUGGGUUUCUUGAUUGGAUUACCCUUCGCUCUCUUGGCCUUGGUUUUAUCCCUUGUUGGUGCAGUUAUCUGGAUUCUUGGGUCUGUGUUGAGUUGCUUGUGUCCGUGUUGCAUUUGUUGUGCUGGAUUGGCGAAUUUGGCUGUGGGACUUGUAAAGCUUCCAAUUCGGAUUGUUAGAUGGUUCACUCACCAGAUUCCUUGUUAGAUGAUCAUGUGAUUAGCACAUUCGUUUGUAGCGGUUCUUGUUGGACCUUUCUUUUUCUUGGGAUUUGCCUUAAUAAUUUGGUUUUAUUAUGAUCUUCAAUCGUUUCUGUUUGAUUCUUUCUUGUAAAAAAGUGAUUGUGCCAACAUUCAAUGAACUUGUGAUAUUGGAUAGUUGAA